Messenger RNA from Lates calcarifer (barramundi perch), 2408 nucleotides. RefSeq names its product four-jointed box kinase 1 (gene fjx1). The record is from RefSeq and is a predicted model, not a curated record. Gene Ontology annotation, biological process: cell-cell signaling. Bases 431 to 1714 code for a protein of 427 amino acids. The transcript has a single exon. NCBI's taxonomy places the organism in Eukaryota, Metazoa, Chordata, Actinopteri, Centropomidae.
UCUCUCUCUCUCUGCGAACCGACACAACCACAAAUCAAACUCACCCAGCGAACGGCGGAGAGAGAAAAGACGAUGAGAGACAGAGGGGUGUACGCGGACAGAGAGCCCCUACGACGCCAGUGGGCUGCAAUGGAGAACGUUCAGUAGGGGAGACAACCGCCGUGGUGGUGCGAAAUGCUCCCUCUGUUUCCCGCAGAGGAGGGAUAUGACAAGACAUCUGAACAGGACGGGAGAUGAGAGUCACCCUCUUCAUCCUGUUCUCUCAAACAGUCCGCCUGUGAGCCGCGGGGCUUCGGGGGUGUACGGGACACGGGGCGCACAGCUCUCAGCCGCUUCACUUUAACUGUGGAUUGAAAAAAAAAAUCUCUCUGUAUCUUAUUUAAAUCUGCGGGAGCUCUUUGGAUCUCCGAAGGGAAAGGUGAUCUUCACCAUGAGGGCUGUUUCAGCAAACUUGUUCGCUCUGCUCUUCCUGUGCGCCCUUGCAAGUGUUUUCUACGUCUGGAGCGCACUGGAGAACCGUUUGGAGCGACACAAGCGGAGGUACUCGGUGCCCGGGGGAGGGUCUUUUCACCAGGGUCUCCCGGCGGACCUCUCCGCCAAAACUUUCCGGGCGUUGCUCGCCGUCCCAGCGGCACAAAGACCGCACUUGGGGGGCAGACUUGGGGCUCCCAACCACACCGAUCAAACCGUCUCUGCAGGAAAUCGAGAUUACCAUGUGAAUGGGGAUAACAAGAGGUCAGCGCGGCGGGAGGGCCCGGUCAAGUUGGGCUCCCCAGUGGAGGAUGGGAUAUUUUGGAAUGAAUGGUUGGAAGAUCUCCUACCCGUGGGCUUCACGGAGGAAUAUGCUCGGGAUUGGCGAGAGAGGGCCAGGACGUACCGGAUAGUGAAGCUUGAGGCUGGAUGCGGCAGGAUAUCCAACCAGCUCGCCACUUUUGCAGAUGGGACCAAAGCGUGUGUGCGUUACGGGAUAAACGCGGAUCAGGUGCAAGGAGAAACUUUGACGUAUUACCUUGCCAGUUUGCUGGGCAUCACAAACGUGCCUCCUCUAGCGCUUUCCCAGCUCAACAGUGACAGUGAACAAUGGGCGGCUGUGAGGACGCGAAUAGAUGGUUUACAGUGGAGUGACCGAGCCGUGGUUUCUCUCACUGAGUGGGUCUCCAACCUGACCGGGGUGGUCACACCUGCGCCGCUCAGACAGGAGAGCAGCGGGCUGCAUCCUGUGCUUGAGGAUCUCUGGAACAAGACCACGGCGGAGCUGCUGGAGCUGAUGCAGUGGACAGACCUGAUCAUUUUCGACUACCUGACUGCAAACUUCGACCGACUCGUCAGCAAUCUGUUCAGCCUGCAGUGGGACUCGCGCGUAAUGGAGAGGGACACCAAUAACCUCCUCAAAACACCCCACGGUGACCUUGUAUUCAUCGACAACGAGGCCGGACUCGUGCACGGCUUUCGGGUCUUGAACAUGUGGGAGAAAUAUCACAAUACGGUGCUAAGCUCCGUGUGUGUGUUCAGAAAAAGGACCACGCAGCGCGUGGCGGAGCUGCACAGGCGCAGAGACUCACGGAAAAGGCUGCUGGAGCUCUACAGAGACAGCGAGCCUUUGUCUCUGGAAUUAGGAUUUCUCUCAGACGAGCACGCUGGUGUUCUCCAGGACAGGAUAGACAGAUUAUACAAACAUAUUUUGCAUUGCAAAGGCAAGUACAGCCAGCUGUGAACAUUCAGCAGGCACAGGUGAUGGAUUUGUUGUCUGCACAGUAUAAUGAGCUCUGCAAACACACCUGUGCUAAACUGAUGCGCAUUAGCUACAGAAAACUGUCUUGAAUAUCCAGCUGAACUACCUCUUGUGAAUAGAAUGUGUUGCCUACUUUAUGAAUAACUAAAUUUGACACGUUUAUAAGCUCCCUGCACAGAUUUUCACUGUAUGCCUCACAGAGAGGAAUGAUUAAGGCCAGUUUAUCCUGUCUUACUUCACUCCACUGAUGCUCACCUGAAUAGGAAUCAAUGUAAAGAGUAGGCUAUACUUGUGACUAGGGUAUCAUAAUGCAGCCCUUCAUGUGCGUGUUUGGAUUCUUGCCUUGUGUUCAGUAAUCCUAAUGAUAAACUCCUAAGCCUUAACAUAAGUUAACUCUUGAAUACUGUAUUUCUGUUGACAUCUGGCUCGCUUUUUAUAGAGAAUCGUUUGCACAGUACAUUGUCAUAGCAGCACCUGCACUCUUGUAAUUGUGUUUGGAUUGAAUAUUCAGCCUUAAAGUCACAGGUGUAUCAUGUCCAUUGUACAUGUUGUAAGUAUGUUGUAAAUAUUGUCUGCCAAACUGUUUUGGAUAUUUGAUGCUCCACUAAUUUAAUGUGCAUUGUAACAUUCCAAAAUCUCUUGUCUUUUUUGAUAAAUGCACUGUAAUUUAAUUUAA